Messenger RNA from Peronospora matthiolae, 252 nucleotides. NCBI's taxonomy places the organism in Eukaryota, Oomycota, Peronosporomycetes, Peronosporales, Peronosporaceae. The record is from the annotation of a GenBank genome assembly.
AUGUGGAACCAUGCCAUUGACAAGUUUAUGCUGGAUGUGAAGUUUCAGAAGUGUAAGAUUGACCAUUGCGUUUAUGUCAAGCAAGAUCACGAAGACGUGAUUUUUGUAGCGCUGUACAUUGACGAUUUAGGCCUCGCAAGCAACAAUGCCGAACUGAUAAAAACCACAAAGGAUGCGCUAAGUGAGCGCUUUGACUUGACGGACCUUGGCGAUCUCAAGUUCUUCCUAGGAAUGGAAUUUAAUAAAGAAUGA